CAUGAACCGCUGUCGUGUUCGGAUAUUAGGACAUAGCAAGGAGAAGUCCGAACGACAUCGUAUUAAGGAGUAGCCGUCGUUGAGAUCCUCGGAGAGAAGAGAGUCCCCCCAAUCAACUCAUCUUCUUCUUCCUCACUUCGGUUGCACAAACACAAAAGGAGGUUUGUGAAGAUGGCAUCAAAGUUGAUACAAGUUCAGUCAAAGGCAUGUGAGGCUUCCAAGUUUGUGGCCAAGCAUGGAACUUCUUACUACAGGCAGUUGCUUGAGAAGAACAAACACUAUAUCCAGGAACCUGCUACGGUGGACAAGUGCCAAGAGUUGUCUAAGCAACUUCUCUACACCCGUCUUGCUAGCAUUCCUGGACGCUGUGAAACCUUCCGGAAGGAAGUAGACUACGCGAAGAACUUGUGGAAGAACAGAACCGAUCUGAAGGUAGAAGAUGCCGGAAUCGCUGCAUUUUUUGGUCUCGAAUGCUUUGCCUGGUACUGCGCUGGUGAAAUCAUCGGCAGAGGCUUCACCUUCACCGGCUACUACCCUUGAAUGUGAGGAACACUAACUUGAACAACAUUGUGUAAUCCCCAUAUUUUAGUUCCCAUGACUCAAAAUUUUCUUCCAGCCUUUCUCUGAAACGGAAACAGAGCCUUUGGAGCUGUGAAAAACAUCCAUUUUGCUAAACUCUUUUUGAUAAAAAUUGCGAUCAAUAAGAACAAAACUUUCCACAGGAAGUUU
This is a messenger RNA of Raphanus sativus (radish), 729 nucleotides long. RefSeq lists its product as uncharacterized. Bases 172 to 540 code for a protein of 122 amino acids. Gene Ontology annotation, molecular function: proton transmembrane transporter activity. Gene Ontology annotation, biological process: proton motive force-driven ATP synthesis. The record is from RefSeq and is a predicted model, not a curated record. The transcript has 3 exons. Lineage: Eukaryota; Viridiplantae; Streptophyta; Magnoliopsida; Brassicales; Brassicaceae.